AUGCCCACGACCACCAUGGCAUGGUUGGUCGACAACGUGAGGGAAUCCAAAGGAAGAGAGAACAGAACCGAGAUCCAGGAGCUCGCUCGCUUCGCCGUCGACGAGCACAAUAAGAAACAGAAUGCGCUUUUGGAGUUUACGCGUGUUGUGAAGGCGAGGGAGCAGGUUGUCGCUGGAACUCUGCAUCACUUGACGGUGGAGGUAGUUGAGGGAGGGGAGAAGAAGCUGUACGAGGCCAAAGUGUGGGUGAAGCCAUGGCUUAAUUUCAAACAGGUUGAAGAAUUCAAGCUAAAUCUAGCGUCAAUUCUUAGCGAUGGAUUUGGGUUAUAUUCCAUCAAUAAAUAA
Molecule: messenger RNA, 345 nt
Organism: Zingiber officinale
Lineage: Eukaryota; Viridiplantae; Streptophyta; Magnoliopsida; Zingiberales; Zingiberaceae
Product: cysteine proteinase inhibitor A-like
Exons: 2
Coding region: 1-345 (114 amino acids)
Molecular function (GO): cysteine-type endopeptidase inhibitor activity
Source: RefSeq, a predicted model, not a curated record